AACACUCCUGUUGCACGAGAGCCUGGUGUUUUUCCACUCUCUCCGUUAUUGCAUGCGCUCGCAUAUAAGACAGAAGUCAGGGGGAGAGGGCGUAAAGAUUAUUUUCCUCGCUUUGUAGCCUCAUCACAAGAAGACAAAAGAACAAGAGAGUGACUUGAGUAAUAAAUUGCAUUGUCAGUAUGGCACAGAAGGAAAAGUUGCAGUGUCUCAAAGAUUUCCAUAAGGACACGCUGAAGCCGUCUCCUGGUAAGAGUCCCGGCACGCGUCCUGAAGACGAGGCCGAGGGUAAAGCACCACAGCGGGAGAAAUGGGCCAGCAAGCUGGAUUUCGUGCUCUCUGUGGCCGGAGGUUUCGUCGGUUUAGGCAACGUUUGGCGUUUCCCGUACCUCUGCUACAAGAAUGGCGGAGGUGCAUUUCUCAUCCCUUACUUCAUAUUUCUGUUUGGCGGAGGUUUGCCCGUCUUCUUUCUGGAGGUGGCCCUGGGCCAGUUCACCUCUGAGGGAGGAAUCACCUGCUGGGGGAAACUCUGCCCCAUUUUCACCGGAAUCGGCUACGCUUCAAUCGUGAUCGUGUCUCUGCUGAACAUCUACUACAUCGUGAUCCUGGCGUGGGGUCUGUAUUACCUGCUGCAGUGUUUCCAGCACGAGCUGCCCUGGGCCCGCUGUAGACACAGCUGGAACACCGCCAGCUGCGUGGAGGACACCAUCCGCAAGAACAAAAGCCUCUGGCUCUCCGCCAACGUCACCAGCCUCACCAACCUCACCUCGCCGGUCACCGAAUUCUGGGAACGGAACGUCCUCAGCAUCUCUUCGGGGAUCGACGAGGUCGGCGGUCUGAAGUGGGAUCUGGCGCUGUGCCUGCUGGCCGUCUGGAUCAUCUGCUUCUUCUGCAUCUGGAAAGGAGUCAAAUCCACUGGCAAGGUGGUUUAUUUCACAGCGACGUUCCCUUUCCUCAUGCUGAUUGUGCUGCUGGUUCGCGGUGUGACUCUGCCUGGCGCUGCCGAGGGCAUCAAGUUUUACCUUUACCCCAAUCUGACCCGCCUAAAAGACCCCGAGGUGUGGAUUGAUGCAGGAACUCAGAUCUUUUUCUCAUAUGCUAUUUGUCUUGGUGCGAUGACAUCACUGGGAAGCUACAACAAGUACAAGUAUAACUGUUACAGGGACUGCUUGCUGCUGGGAUGCCUGAACAGCGGUACCAGUUUCGUGUCAGGCUUUGCCAUCUUCUCCGUCCUGGGGUUCAUGGCACAGGAGCAGGGCGUGGCCAUUGCCGAUGUGGCCGAGUCAGGUCCCGGUCUGGCCUUCAUCGCGUAUCCAAAGGCCGUCACAAUGAUGCCCCUGCCGACGGUCUGGGCCAUACUUUUCUUCAUAAUGCUUCUGCUGCUGGGCCUAGACAGUCAGUUUGUAGAAGUGGAGGGUCAGAUCACCUCUCUGGUGGACCUGUACCCAUCCCUCCUAAGGAAGGGAUACCGGAGAGAAAUCUUCAUCGCUGUGAUCUGUGUCAUCAGUUACCUGCUGGGACUCACCAUGGUCACUAAAGGUGGCAUGUACGUCUUCCAGCUGUUUGACUACUACGCCGCCAGCGGUGUGUGCCUUCUCUGGGUUGCAUUCUUUGAAUGUGUUGCAGUAGCCUGGGUUUACGGGGCUGAUAAUUUCUACGAUGCUAUAGAGGACAUGAUCGGCUACAGACCCAACGGCUGGAUGAAAUGGAGCUGGAUGCUGAUCACUCCCGUCCUUUGUGUGGGUUGUUUUGUCUUUUCUUUGGUGAAAUACAAGCCGCUCACCUAUAACAAGUUUUACGAGUAUCCUGAUUGGUCCAUUGGAUUGGGUUGGGCUCUUGCGCUGACUUCUAUGAUUUGCAUCCCGAUGAUGGUCGUCAUCAAAAUCAUCCAAUCAGACGGCUCCCUGAUAGAGCGGAUCAAAGCCGUGGCUGCUCCAGUUAAAGGAGGCGCGAGCUCUCGCCCGAAAGAGUACAGCCUGAAGAACAGCGAGCUGCUUCACCCGCUGGACCCCAACGGCAUCCACGGCUUCACCAAACACAGCCACACCAUCGUAGAGACUACUAUGUGAGGCUCUCUAAGAGAGAUUCCCAUAUUCUCCCGCUCCUGUCCUCUCCUAUGGGAGAUCCCAUUUUUCCUGUUGUCCCACUCCCUUCCCCUCCAUUCCUCUCUCUCGCUCUGCACUAGUGUGUUUUUAUGAAAUUAUCUUAUAUCGAUAUAUCUUUUUUGCCAUGUAGGAUUUGUAUUCUGAUUGUAAUCAAUGGUAUUAGCAUUAAUGCUGAUAUUGUAAUAACCUGAUGUGAGCUUUAGCCGUCUGGGGCGGUUUGUUUAAUCUGUAGUGCACUGUUUCACAUUAAACCACGUCCUAACCAGGAACAACACAGGAUUUACUGCUCAUUGCAUUAUGAUUUCUUUAAUAUCAAUCAGAGUUUUGAUCCCAAACAACCACAAUGAGACAUUUUGCUUUCUAUAUUUAGUACUGUCACUCUGAAUAGCCCAGCCUACAGUAAUAUAAUAAUACACAGAAUUUUUUUUUUAUCAUCUGAAAUGUUCUCUUAUUUUAAUAAAAUGUUAUUUUUAAUAUUAUUUUAAGUGAAUGUAGACUUUUCUACGUCCCUUCAACAACAAAUAAAAUAAUAUUUAAAAAGACUUUCUUUAGAAAAAGGUAAUAUGUAUUACCUUUAUUAUUAUAUAUAUAUAUAUAUAUAUUAUUAUAAUUUAUUCCGAUUUUAAUUAUUUGAUAUGGUAUACAUAGAUACCCUUUUUGCCAAAAAAAAAAAAAUAAAUAAAUAAAAAAGAUGAAUCUAUAACAACAUUUUUAGGUUUAAAAUAUCAUCAAAAAUGUCAGUUCUGGGCCACACCAAAAAUAAACAUCAUCAUCAUAAAAAAACAACAACAACACAUCAUUGCUUUAUUUUUAUAAUAUUCUUCAAUACCACUUCACUCACUCAAAUAAAUGAAUGCAAUGAAAUCUGACUGGUCCAAAAUCCUGCUUCACAUUGAUUUAAAUACAUAAAUCAUUGAUUAUAUUCUGAUUUAAUCGCUUUGCAUGGCAUUUUACUUUCCGUGAGGACUUUUACUGUGUCGCACCUGGUUAGGACGCAAUUCAUCAGCAGAGAGAGUGAGUUUUAGCUUCAUUUUUAGAAAAAGACUUACUGUAAAACAGCAACGAACUAAAUGUGACAUAAGCUACAUUAUGGCGUCCGUCAGUAGUUGUGGCAGUAACUCUCGUUUCGAUGAGGUUCUUAAAUGUUCUUUGUCUUGAAGAAAAAUGAAUGUACCUCCGCUUUGAGCGGAAGCUGUGCACAGACAUGCACAAACAUGUAAGACAUAAGCAAACCUUAACGCUCUGUCCUUUCGUCUCUCCUUGAACCAUAGCGAUCACUGCCAUCGUACACAUCGAGCCACUGAGUUCCUCUAACACUGUAGGCAGCUGUGUUCACUAAUAUAAGUAUCAUCUGAUGCACUAUUAGAAGCGUCAUUUACUGUAAGAUGAUCCGAGAGCUGAUGAUUAUCAACACCAUGCAGGGCUGUUUGGCAGCACUUUAUUAGCUGUUCAUGUACAGCGGCAUCUGAAAGGUCUGAGAAUGCUUAUAUAUAACUGUUCAACUUCUGCUUUUUUCAAGAAAAUAAAUGUAUCAAUCAUAUUUUAAUUCAUUUGGUCUUUAAAACUGCAUAUAUAUUGCAUGUAUAUUCAUUUUUUGGAUUGUUUUCAUUACUGAUUAUACUAUCAGCUUUAAAAAAUCUAACAUGAACAAAAACUUGUGCUUCGAUGGAGCGUCUGUACAAAGAGUCAUAUGAUCAAUGCUACUAAUUCACUUCAAUUAGUGAACUAGAUUUUUUUUUUCUUUUUGUCAAAAUUUGAUUUUGAUUCCCAAGCAUUUCAGACGUUUGGAGGCCGCUGUAUAUCACAUGAUUCAGCACAGCCAGACUUGCUCACAAUCAUCAAAACAUCAGCUUUCAGAACAAAUGCAGGAAACCCAGGCUUUAUGUCUUGCACAGAGACACUGCCAUUCCCCUCUCUGGCCUAAAAAUGAGAUUGUGCAAUUGUCUCUUUAACCUUAAAACCUCCAAAUAUUCAAGCUAAUCACCAACAGCUUAGAACUGCCCCUCAUAAUACCUCUUUGUCCUUUCCCUUCGACCACCCAUCCUCCAUAAAUACCAUCCCCUGUGACCCCAGCGUCUUUGUACACAUCAGCUCAUCCGACCUGACCUAUGACCCCUGAACCCUUCUAGAUUUAGCUGGACCCUCUCAACUAUUUCCAUCAAUCUUGAGCUAACUGUUCACUAAGUAAGUGUUUGCUCAUUUGUAGUAUUUUCCUUUAUCUCAAAUUUGCCUUUUUGUAUUUAACCAUUUUAUACUGUACCUGAUGUGAUUGGUCAUUUGCCUAUAUUUUUUCUGAAUGUAUUCAGACAUUUAUAUUUAAACGUUGAUUAGUCGUCAGCCGAAAUGCAACUUGCAGUGUGCAAUAUUUGUAAACAACUGGCUCUGUCCAUUUUUUAUUAUAAGUUCAGCUGGAAAGUACUGUAUUAUGACGAAAACACGAAAUUCAAGAUACAAUUUUUCAUUCACAUUUUUGCUGUAUUGUAAGGUAACUUGAUUAAACAAAAACAAAAAUCUUGUAAAACCAAAGUAGUUUUGUGACAGAGACCAUUCUAGAUGCAUAUUGCAUCUUUCAAAUUAAAUAAAAAUGUCCAAUCUU
This is a messenger RNA of Carassius gibelio (silver crucian carp), 4698 nucleotides long. RefSeq names its product sodium- and chloride-dependent taurine transporter. The transcript has 14 exons. The coding region runs from base 180 to 2066 and encodes 628 amino acids. Gene Ontology annotation, molecular function: taurine:sodium symporter activity. Gene Ontology annotation, cellular component: plasma membrane. NCBI's taxonomy places the organism in Eukaryota, Metazoa, Chordata, Actinopteri, Cypriniformes, Cyprinidae. The record is from RefSeq and is a predicted model, not a curated record. Gene Ontology annotation, biological process: neurotransmitter transport; taurine transmembrane transport; sodium ion transmembrane transport.